This is a messenger RNA of Myripristis murdjan (pinecone soldierfish), 3199 nucleotides long. It is a transcript of the gene pidd1, whose product is annotated as p53-induced death domain protein 1. The record is from RefSeq and is a predicted model, not a curated record. Gene Ontology annotation, cellular component: cytoplasm. Lineage: Eukaryota; Metazoa; Chordata; Actinopteri; Holocentriformes; Holocentridae. Gene Ontology annotation, biological process: DNA damage response; apoptotic process. Gene Ontology annotation, molecular function: protein binding. Bases 429 to 2963 code for a protein of 844 amino acids. The transcript has 14 exons.
GUAGGAAGUACACACACACAAACAACACACACUGGGCUUGAGACAUACAACAAGAUAAAAGACGGCUCGGGGGAGCAGGUCAACUCAAAGACCUUUUUGUGCUGCCAUUAUUAAAACAAGUAAAGUUAGUGACGGAAGCUAAAAGGGCACUGAAGUCACCACACGUAUUGUUAAAUCUAUAACACGAGGAUGUGUAGCGUGUUAGCAGUUAGCCACUAGUGACUAAGUUGUUAGCUUACUACAUUAAUGUAACCUAGCUAAGAGACAGUUUGUAACCUAAACAUAUUUUGGUCAUUUUAUCUCAUUCAUUCCUUUCUGUAAUGACUGUGAACGAACCUAAUUGUGUCCUGAGUACACACGCAUUAUGCAGGAGGAGAACUGUGGCACAGCACUGGGCUGGUAGGUAACUAGUCUAAAGGGUGGCUUCAAUGGAGAAAACCAGCCAGGAGGGGACUCCAGAUGAAGAGGAUGAAAACCAAGCAGCUGACUGGAUGAGGCUGGAAGAUGAGGCGGUGGAAACUACACCUGCAUUUGAUUCAUUUGGGGCAACAUCCAUAAGCAGUGCAUCAAACCCUUGCGUGGACUUGAUGGCCCUAAAAUUCAUGGAAGGAUCUCCCUACCAGGAUCAAAAUAAAUCAGAGGAGGAGGUUAAACCUGAGGCAGCUAUGAAAGGCAUAGGUGACAGCGCCUCAAGACUGUUCAGUGCAGGUUGUGUGAUGUCUGCUGGUCAGACAAAAGCUGUAGCAAACCAGCCGGAGAGAGAUGAGAGUCCAAGCACAGUUGAACCUCCUGUGUCCCCAUCCGUCAGCCUCAUGGACACAUGGGCUCCUUCCAUAUCAAGCCUCUCUUCUGCCUCUUCCACCACCCAUGAUGCUCCAUAUUCAUCCUCAUCCUCAUCUUCUUCUUGCUCAGUUUUGGCUCUGAGUCCCCCUUUACCCCCCACUGUGGAGCUCUCUGCUGUGUUGACUGAUACUCGGCUGACUCUGGAUGUAUAUCAGGGGGGGGCUGCUGCUCUGCCAGUGCUGUGGCAGUCCAUCCCAGGGCAGCUGAGGGAGCUCCAGUACCUGAGACUGGGCUCUGAGGACAAACCAGGGGUGGAUGGAGCACUGGAGGUCCUACCCCAUCUCACACAGCUGCGCUCACUGGCUAUUCGAGGACACUGUUUUUAUGACUCGCGAGGUGACCCUCUUCCUGGUCUGCUCACUACUUUCCCGAGCUCAGUUUCCUCCCUUUCUCUCCUGGUGCACCUGGAUCUUUCCUUUAACCAGCUUGACUGUUUGCCACCCUGCCUGCUCAGCCUACCUGUGCUGACCUCGUUGCUGCUCUGUCACAACCGCAUCUCAGCUCUUCCCCCUGAUAUUGGCCACCUGUCCUCCCUCAGCUACCUCUCCCUCCUUGGAAACCAGCUGGUCUCUCUCCCGCCAAGUCUGGGCCAUCUGAAAGCCCUUCAGACUCUGGACGUCUCAUACAACCUCAUUCAGAAUCUACCUGAGGAAAUUGGUGCUUUGGAAGAGCUUGUUAAGCUGGAUUUGUCCCACAACAAGCUGAAGCAGCUGCCAGAGACCAUGGGUGAGCUUGUCUCCCUCAGGGAACUUUCCAUCCAUAGCAAUGACCUUCGCCUCAUCCCACAGUGUCUGAACAAACUGCCUCUGCUGAAAAUGGAUGUGCGAAACAAUCCUUUGGGACGACCGCCAACGCCUCCCCCUCUCCCUCCUCCACCUGCUCGACUGGAAACAAAAAUUCCAGAGUUGCACCUUGGAUUCAGUCAACACAGUUUCUGUGUUUCGUCUGCUGGGUGUCAUGUGUUUCUCCCAGGGGGGGCUGAGCUCUUGUUCCCCCCAGGGUGCGUGAAGACAACCACAAGACUGAAGUGGGUUGAGAAGAGGCCAGACAGGAAGUGGGUGUGGCUAGAGGAGCAUGAUGUCCUACUGAGUCGUCCUCUGGAACUUUGUCCUCAUGGAAUUACAUUUUUAAAGCCAGUGGAGGUGUGCGUGCCAUAUCAUCGGACAAAAAGGGGGGAGGUGGUUGUGCGGAGGUUUGAUGGACAGUUAUGGAGCACUCUGCCCACUGUUUUGAAGAGAGGAAGCCAGAGCCAUAGCAGCCACCCUGGAGGACGUCCAGCCAGGCUGGCCUGCUGCUCUGUGGGCCAGUUCUCUUGGUUUAUGGCAGUGUCUCGUCCAAUAAGGGACAGCUGCUCUGUUACAGCAGACGGGGCCCUGCUGGUGUCCAGCUCUGACCCUGGCAUUAAACUUCAUUUCCCUCCAGACUGCACUCUGCAAGCCCGCACAAUAACUUUACAGGUGUUGCAGGUGUCUGUGUCAGAGGUCCAGGCACUGUGUGGGGACCCUCAGUCCAGCGCCAGCCCGCUAGUCUGCCUCUCCCAAACUCCCAGCUUGCAUUUCCUGCAGCCUAUCAAAGUUCAGGUCCCUCUGCCAUCUGGAGUCACAGGCCACACAGUUGAUAUGUCCUGUCUUCAUCUGCUACAUGGAGACUCCAACUCCCAAACCUGGACAGACAUUACAUCACAAGUGUCUCUCUAUGUCACCCAUUCCUAUGCCAUUUUCUACAUUACUCAUUUCUCCUGGUACUGGCUGUGGUACACCACUGAGCGUUAUGUUAGUGGAGUGGUCAGGAGGGUCUAUCAAAAGCUGAAACAGUUUAAAGUCCAGUUCCUGGUUCUCCAAAGGAAGGUUGAUCCUGCACAAGUUCUCCUACAAUGUCUACCUGCUAACAAGGUGGAGAGCAGAGUGCAGUCUUUGUCGGAGCAAUAUGAUGGACCCCAGCCCUCAGAGCUGUGUGACUUGCUGGAAGGGGAGCAGUUCUUCGCUGGCUUUGAGAGGGGCUUAGAUAUCAGCGCAGACAGACCAGACUGUGUGGGAGGAAGACUGUCUUUUGUGUUCUACUCCAGCCUGAAGAAUCUGAAGGAAGUGUACGUCUGUCCCGCUGAAGAUAUCUUUCUAUAGAGGAGAGGUGCCCAGCGACCUGCCAGAGGAAGUGGCAAGAAGGAGGAAAGGACACGAUAGCCAGUGGCUAGCAACACUCCCUCUGAGACUUCCUGCUCUUGGUUCAGAGAAUAAUUAUAUCAUGGAAGAGUUCCAGUGCCCUCCUCUGAACCUGGGUGACCCUGAGAGUGGCUAUCUGACAGAAGCCAACCUGCUGUCCAUCUCCCUCCAGAUAGGACAGGACUGGCGCACCAUUG